Oldenlandia corymbosa var. corymbosa is the source of this 923-nucleotide messenger RNA. The record is from the annotation of a GenBank genome assembly. NCBI's taxonomy places the organism in Eukaryota, Viridiplantae, Streptophyta, Magnoliopsida, Gentianales, Rubiaceae.
CGCGAGCUUUAUCGGGUGUUCUAGAAGUGUAUAGAAAAGCCCGGAAGUUGACAGGUACUAAGUUCGAAAUUAAACAUCAAUUAGAAGGCCGAAGAAAACGCCAGAAGAAGCUAGACCCCAUCGUAGAGCCUCCUACAAAUAUCACCCGUCUUCAAACACUUCCCCCCAACACAGGAAUCUCAAAUCUGAAAAGCGCAGAUCAAUAGAAAGCUCAAUUCAAUCCCUUCUCAAUUCUUAGCUUUUUCUGUUCAGAAAGAUACGUAAUCGAGAAAAUGUCGUUGAUUCCAAGCUUUUUCGGUGGAAGACGGAGCAACGUAUUCGACCCAUUCUCUCUUGACAUUUGGGACCCAUUCGAAGGAUUCCCCUUCUCCACCAACACAGUUGCCAAUGUCCCCAACACGGCAAGGGAAACCUCCGCGUUCGCCGGAGCCCGGAUCGAUUGGAAAGAGACGCCGGAAGCCCACGUGUUCAAGGCGGAUCUUCCGGGACUGAAGAAAGAGGAAGUGAAGGUGGAAGUGGAAGAAGGCAGAGUACUGCAGAUCAGUGGGGAGAGGAGCCGGGAGCAGGAAGAGAAGAAUGACGAGUGGCACCGUUUGGAGAGAAGCAGCGGCAAGUUCCUGCGUCGGUUUAGGCUGCCGGAGAAUGCAAAGAUGGAUGGGGUGAAGGCCAGCAUGGAGAAUGGUGUGCUUACUGUGACUGUUCCCAAAGAGGAAGUCAAGAAACCUGAGGUUAAGGCCAUUGAUAUCUCUGGCUAAUUAUAGUACAUUGCUUUUCUGGUGUUUCCUUUCAUCAUCUGUAGUAGAGUACUACAUUGUUAAUCAUGUAAUUAAAGUCUUUUUUUUGUGCUUUGUUGUGCUUUGUCUGCCAUGGUGAACUUAACCGUGGCUCUGUGUAGUUUUUAAUGUGAGAAUUUGAAUUUGGAA